Molecule: messenger RNA, 693 nt
Organism: Fonsecaea erecta
Lineage: Eukaryota; Fungi; Ascomycota; Eurotiomycetes; Chaetothyriales; Herpotrichiellaceae
Exons: 2
Coding region: 1-693 (230 amino acids)
Source: RefSeq, a predicted model, not a curated record
AUGCGAAUCCGCUUUCCCUUUGCAAUAACCUUCGUCAUCCUCCUCGUCUUCUCCUCCAGUCUAGGCCUGCUCCCACAUUCAUCCCUCCCAUCCACCCCAGCAGCAGCACAACCCUAUAUCCCUUCGCAGUCCGACAAGGCACUACACUUUAUAUGCUUUUUCCUCCUCACCGCGACGUUUUACUUCAUCCUCGACACUUCUCGGCGACGUGUGAUUCAUCUAACCUUGAUCGUAUGCACAUUGCUCCUGGGAGUGGGGAGUGAAAUUGCGCAAGGACUCUUACCAAAUGACCGUGAGUUUGACGCUUGGGAUGUCCUGGCAAAUGUCGUGGGAAGUCUUGCAGCAUUGGGCUUGGCGAGCGCAUAUCAUCGUCGGGCUGCCGAACGGAGAAGAAGAGCGAAAUACUCUGCCCUGACGGGUGACGGCUUGGAAGGUGAAGACCUCGAGCUCGGCGAGGGUGCAAAUGGAACGCUACACUCAUCCGAGCUCGACGUCGACGGAGGCCAAGAGACGGGUGUCACGCCGGCUCGGACGGUGGAGGAAGAGCUGGACAACUGGGAUGAAAACGCUCCAGAUGAUGCGUGGGAUGAAGACGACGACACAACCGCCACCAGUGGACAACAUACUAAAGUGACACCAUCGACGAGCUCGGUUGGGAGCGAGGAACCGCCCAAGAAAGUUGCAGUCGACUAA